AAGGCGAAACUCAGACCGUCAACUCCACAUGUAAACAAAGGCGGAGUGAAAACGUAGAAAAAAAUCAUUAAAGACCACAGAGAAGGACAUACGAGGCAAUACAAAGCGAUACAGACCUAGAGAAGAAGACAGAAGCUCAAGAACAAUGGGCGGAGGCAAGAAAGGAGGCGCAUCAGGGGGAGGAAAGGGCGGAGACAAGGGCAAGAAGGGAGACUCAGGAGGCGCCAAGGGAGGAGGAGACGCCGGAGGGAAGGAGAAGAAGGGAGGAACAAGUGUCAAGGUUCGUCAUAUCCUGUGUGAGAAGCAGAGCAAGGUUUUGGAGGCCUUAGAGAAGAUCAAGGCCGGCGAGAAGUUCAACGAGGUGGCUGCCCAGUACUCCGAGGACAAGGCUCGCAGUGGGGGUGACUUAGGGUGGAUGACGCGAGGCUCCAUGGUCGGCCCAUUCCAGGACGCUGCCUUUGCCCUGCCCAUCUCAAACCUCGCCAACCCUGUCUACACCGACCCGCCCGUCAAGACCAAGUUUGGCUACCACAUCAUCAUGGUCGAGGGGAAGAAGUGACCGGAGCCUCGACCGGAUGAAAAAUUGGUUGUGUUCUUGUUAUAGUGUUCAUUGUCAUUUACUCUUCCACCCUUGACAUCCUUUGUAAAGCUUAAGUUUUUGUUGUUUUUUGUUUUCCUCAGUGUUUUUUUUACUCAUCUGUGCAUCCCAUUGAAGGUACUUUGAGCUGAUACUAAUAUUUUUUUUUUUUUUUUUUUUUUUUUUUUUGCAACAAAGGAGACAGCUCAAGGGCACAAAAAAUAAAUAAAUAAAUAAAUAAAAAAAGCCCGCUACUCACUGCUCCUAAAAAGAAUCAAAAGAGGUGGCUGAAAGAGAGGUCAAUUUCGGGAGGAGAGGUGUCCUGAUACCCUCCUUGUGUGUAUUGGGGUAUAUCAUUUAUUCCUCGGGUUUUGCUUGCAACUGGUUUACAAUGUUGGUUAUUUUAUGGUAAACUUUUUCAUUGGUAUAUCCAGAUCCAGAGAUUGCCAACAGGGGUCCUAUUUCUUUCUUUCUGUUGUGUUAUCAGUGUACCCUAAUAAUUAUAUAUGCCUCUGUGGUGUAGUGGUUAGCAUGCCUGGGCCUAUAUUCGAUCUUGCCCAGGUCUUACAGCUGUUCAUUCUCCCUUUCUGACUGGUUGAUAAGUGGGUGUCCAGGGAAGGUAAACUGUGGUGACCCAGAUGCCACACUUCCUCUGUUUCAGGGUAGGAAGUUCUUACCCACCUAAGGCUUAAGGGCCAAUGAGACAGAGACCAAGGACACACACAGCUUAGUAUGUGCCCCAAACUGUACCCUUAAUAAUCCUGUUUUAGUCAUACAUUUAUAUAUGACACACUGAAAAGUCUAACCACUCAACGUUGCAUAUUUUUCUGUUAAAAAUAUACAUGUCAAUAAGAA
Molecule: messenger RNA, 1432 nt
Organism: Eriocheir sinensis (Chinese mitten crab)
Lineage: Eukaryota; Metazoa; Arthropoda; Malacostraca; Decapoda; Varunidae
Product: peptidyl-prolyl cis-trans isomerase NIMA-interacting 4-like
Exons: 3
Coding region: 146-559 (137 amino acids)
Biological process (GO): rRNA processing
Molecular function (GO): peptidyl-prolyl cis-trans isomerase activity; DNA binding
Source: RefSeq, a predicted model, not a curated record